Arabis nemorensis is the source of this 258-nucleotide messenger RNA. The record is from the annotation of a GenBank genome assembly. Lineage: Eukaryota; Viridiplantae; Streptophyta; Magnoliopsida; Brassicales; Brassicaceae.
AUGAGUUAUUUGGGAGUUGGGCUUGGGCAGUGGGCCUCUGGUUUGAUGAAGGAACGAGAGAAGGAGAGGGUAAAGGAGACAAUACCUGAGCGGGUGGAGACGACGGUGAAGCCAAUGGUGGAGGCGAUGACGGAGCAGAGGGAGACGAAGCAGCUGGUGAGGGCGACGGUGGAACAGAAGGAGAUGAAGCCGCUGGUGGAGGUGAUGGCGGGGCAGAGGGAGACGCCCCAAUUGGGAUCUCCGGCGAUGGAGAUUUAG